Messenger RNA from Chelonia mydas (Green sea turtle), 9281 nucleotides. It is a transcript of the gene KLHL15, whose product is annotated as kelch like family member 15. The record is from RefSeq and is a predicted model, not a curated record. Gene Ontology annotation, molecular function: protein binding. Gene Ontology annotation, cellular component: nucleus; Cul3-RING ubiquitin ligase complex. The coding region runs from base 1111 to 3009 and encodes 632 amino acids. Gene Ontology annotation, biological process: nuclear protein quality control by the ubiquitin-proteasome system; protein ubiquitination. Lineage: Eukaryota; Metazoa; Chordata; Testudines; Cheloniidae. The transcript is spliced from 4 exons.
GAGAAGGGGAUCAGGACUGGGGCAGAGGGUUGGGGUGUGGUGAAAGGCUCAGGGAUGCAAGCUCCAAGUAACCCCCGACCAUGCUAGAGCACCAGAGUGGGGCCAUGCAGCUACUUCCAGGAGCUGUGUGGUGCAGCCCCCAACCCUGCGCCCUGGAGUGAAGCCAUGCCAUGCCACGCCACGCCACCUCGGCUGGAGCGGGACCAAGCCACAUGGUGCGGCUCCCCUGGCUGGAGCGGGGCAAGCCCUAGACUCUGCUCCCCAGCGGGAGCUCAGGGGCCGGCUUAAAACGGCUCGGCUCGUGGGUCGUAGUUUGCCCGCCCCUGGAUUAGGUUGUUACCAGACAAAUAUGUGCUGCUAUUGACCAUCCAGUGGAACUUUCCUUAAUUUUUGCUGGGCAAAUUCUUUCCCCUCAUUCUUUCUUUCACUUUCUCAUGCAUUCCUCAUCUGUGUGAGUUUCAGCUCCUUCUGCCUCUGUAUUUUAGAGGAUGUGAGGGUAGGAGUUGGGGAGAGGACUUCUGUUGUUUCUGUUUUGUGCUCCUUUCCUUUUGAGGUGUUGGUGGGGGUGAGGAGCUUGGGACAUGGUUCUUUCUCCCCCCCCUUCCCACACCCGAUAGUGGUCUUUCUCAGCUGCUUGUCACAGUAGUUUUCCUUCGUAGGAGCAGCAGAGGAGGGAAAAUAACAUGACUUCAGUUGUUUUCAUUUUGCUGGUGGGGAUAUGCUAUACACAGGAGCAACAGAGGCAGAGGUAUGAUGUCUCGUGGUUAUAGAUGUUGGGGUGACAAUGGACUGUAUAGCUUCUCUCUGUUGAUUGGCUUUGGGGGGAUCAUACCUGUUCCUCCACUGCCCUGAAUGUAGCCUGUCCCCAUCAUGAAUAGUGGAAGGAAACUUACUGGGAUAAUUGUAAUUUUCACUCGGCUGCUGCUACUCUUGUUAAUGGAAAUUUUAGUAGGGUUCAGGGAUUAACCCGUAUUUCAUGUAGAGCACACGUCUGUGAUCAGUACAGCUGUGCCUGAAGAUUGCCAGCAGGAUCCAACAAUGUGGGAAUAGCACUAAUGUUUUUGGACAGGGCUGUAAAUGCCCACUCCUCAUUUGAACUUGAGGUGAUUCAUGGCAGGGGACUUGGAAGGGUUUAGCUCCUCCAUCCAUGAUACCAGUGUCUCUGCUGGGUUCAGAGCACUGUAUGAGGAGGGAUUGCUUCUUGACGUCACUCUUGUCAUUGAAGACCACCCGUUUCAGGCCCAUAAAGCAUUGCUUGCCACCCAGAGUGAUUACUUCAGGAUUAUGUUCACAGCUGACAUGAGGGAGCGAGAUCAAGAUAAAAUCCAUUUGAAAGGUCUGACUGCCACAGGAUUCAGGCACGUCCUGCAAUUCAUGUACUACGGAAACAUUGAACUGAGCAUGAACACUGUUCACGAGAUUCUGCAGGCUGCCAUGUAUGUUCAGCUCAUAGAGGUGGUGAAGUUCUGCUGCUCUUUUCUUUUAGCAAAAAUCUGCUUAGAAAACUGUGCAGAAAUUAUGAGACUCUUAGAUGAUUUUGGUGUAAACAUCGAUGGAGUCAGGGAAAAGUUGGAUUCCUUUCUGCUAGAGAACUUUGUGCCACUCAUGUCCAGACCUGACUUCUUGUCCUAUCUGAGCUUUGAAAAGCUUAUGUCUUAUUUGGAUAACGAUCAUCUGAGCAGGUUUCCAGAGAUAGAGCUGUACGAGGCUGUUCAGGCUUGGCUGCGGCAUGAUAGAAGACGCUGGAGACAUACCGACGCCAUCAUUCAGAACAUCAGGUUUUGUUUGAUGACACCAUCCAGUGUUUUUGAGAAGAACAGGUGUGGCGUGUUUUCCCAUUCUAACCUGCCAAUGUGGCUAGACCCUGUCCUGGAGGAGCCACCUUUUAGUAUGAGAAAGGUAAAAACAUCAGAGUUUUAUCGAUACUCUCGGCAGCUGCGGCAUGAAGUUGACCAAGCCAUGAAUUACUUUCAUAGUGUUCACCAGCAGCCUUUGAUGGAAAUGAAAUCCAACCGUAUUCGUUCUGCCAAACCCCAGACUGCAGUAUUUAGAGGAAUGAUAGGACACAGCAUGGUAAAUAGCAAAAUUCUUCUCUUGCACAAACCCAGGGUCUGGUGGGAACUAGAGGGCCCUCAAGUACCUUUACGACCAGACUGCCUUGCCAUUGUCAAUAACUUUGUAUUCUUGUUAGGAGGGGAAGAACUGGGCCCAGAUGGUGAGUUUCAUGCUUCCUCCAAAGUAUUUAGGUAUGACCCUAGACAAAAUACUUGGUUGCGAAUGGCAGACAUGUCUGUUCCACGCUCAGAGUUUGCUGUUGGUGUUAUUGGGAGAUACAUCUAUGCGGUUGCUGGGAGAACAAGGGAUGAAACAUUUUACUCGACUGAACGGUAUGAUAUCACUACAGACAAAUGGGAAUUUGUGGAUCCCUAUCCAGUCAAUAAAUAUGGUCAUGAAGGAACUGUACUCAGUAACAAGUUGUAUAUCACUGGGGGAAUUACUUCAUCUUCCACUUCUAAGCAGGUGUGUGUAUUUGACCCCAGUAAAGAAGGGACGGUGGAACAACGAACGAGGAGAACUCAAGUGGUCACAAAUUGUUGGGAGAACAAAUGCAAAAUGAAUUAUGCAAGAUGCUUUCACAAAAUGAUUUCCUAUAAUGGUAAGCUUUAUGUCUUUGGUGGUGUUUGUGUGAUCUUGAGGGCCUCCUUUGAGUCACAAGGGUGUCCUUCUACAGAGGUUUAUGACCCAGAUACUGAUCAGUGGACUAUUUUGGCUUCUAUGCCAAUUGGAAGAAGUGGUCAUGGUGUAGCUGUUUUGGACAAACAGAUAAUGGUUCUUGGAGGCCUUUGUUACAAUGGUCAUUACAGUGAUUCAAUUCUCACCUUUGAUCCAGAGGAAAACAAAUGGAAAGAAGAUGAAUACCCAAGAAUGCCCUGCAAGCUGGAUGGUUUACAAGUUUGCAGCCUGCACUUUCCCGAAUAUGUACUGGAGCAUGUUAGACGUUGCAACUAAAAAAACAAACAAAACAAAACACCCUCCCAACCCCAAUGAAACACAAAACACUAUGUCUAAUUUGACAGGAAAACAAAGCAGAUUUAAUUCAUUUAAAGACAUUGGCUUGUAUGUAAAAAAGCUAUUAGAUGCAUAGAGAAACGGGAUGUACAGGGAAUGCACCUACCAAGUUUAUUAGAAAUGCCAAUAACUGUGGACUCGUAUUGUAAACGUUUUGCUUUUUAUUUUUUUUAAACAAACACUGCUGUAUGUGAGGUGGAGUGGAGGGGGGGAGAAGAAAAAUCUAUUUUUCAGUGUGUUUACUUUUUUCCUUUUUCUUUGUGGCCUUUUAUGUCCAUGCAAUAAGUUUAUUCUGUAUAAUGGCCAUCACAGCAGCAUCCUUCUUGGAACCAGUUGAAUAAAAUGAUCUACUUAUGGGGAGAAGGGGGACAGAAGAAUAUAUAUUGUACAUUUUAAUUUUCAUUAAGUGUCAGGAUAGGAUUCAGCAGCCUUACUGGGGGAAUACCUGACUUAAACUCUAGUGACAAGGGUUUCAUUUUGUUCCUGUAAGUUGUGGUGGACAUUUUAUUUUCUCCAUUUAUGAGUACUCACAGUCCAGUUUGGUAGUUUGUUUGUUUUUCCCGUAAGUACAUUUUAAAAUGAUCUUAACCUUUGUGCAUGGCUUUUCCUUGGAUUUGUACAGUAGUAUCAGUAAGUCUGCCAAAAAAUGCAAGUUAUACAUUUCCUGUUAAACUGAUGAAGCAUUUUUAUACUCAAACACUAUUUCUAUGCUGCCUUCUAUUGUCUGCAUUGUGUUUGGUGGUGAGUAAAAUAUAUACACACACACAUGCAUACCCUGUAAGAUCUAUAUACAAUGCAUCUUUUUAUGUGCAAUUAGGGUAUUAUAUUUUUAACCAGGGCACAGAUUCAGCCGUGUCUGUUGAAUUUUAGAGAUGAUAGCAUUUUUUCUUGAAUUAAACAUUACACAGUCCUUAAGUAACUGGAGGCCUAGUUUGGUAUCAAAGAAGCCUGUCUUUGGUAUACACUGAUUCAUUCAGUAAUAUUUAAACUCUUUAUAUUAAUAAUAUGUAAUGAACUGUUAACAGUUUGACAUUUUAUAUAUUAUUUUAAAAAAGUAAAUACACCUUACCCAGUUACAGUCCUUCGCUUUUGAAUGUGUUGCCUUGUUUUUAAUAGAAAUCAGAAAUGUGUCCGUAAGCAAGCAUGAACACUACACUAACCUGCAGUUUUUUGUCAGACCUGGAUAUACUCUUAUUUUUAGGAAUGGCAUCGCUUGUAGUUGUGUUGAAGUGAUGUAAUCUAAUAUUUUUUGAAGCAUCAACUGAUAUGAACUGCUAUGUUCUAAAAAUAUGGGGUUAGGCAGUUGGGGACAAUGUUUACCAUUUCUGUAACCUUUAAAAUACAAACCUAUAGCUACUGACCUCAUACUUCCUGAAAUAAGACUUGUGAUCCAAGAGGGCUUGAAUAACUGCACCAUGUUUGAGCACUUUGUUAACUUGUUGACUUUUACUGACUGUAGAUUGGUGAGACUCUCCACCAAGAUAAACACUAUUAUAAAAGUAAAGCAUUAAAAUCCUAGUUCUUUCACACUGGUGUGAAAUUAGCCUCUUCUGGAGUCAAGAGGGAAAAGAUUUCCUCUCUAAAAUUUGAGGCCAACACUGAGCUCAAAUAUGCAGGGACAGACUGCUGAUGUAAGCUUGUAAAAUCAUCUGCUGACAUGAAACUCUGUAACAUUAGAUUUUACAAGAUAUGCAGUAAUGGUUGAGAAUCCAUUUCUGUUUCAGCAUCUCCCAGCCAGAAGUCACUGUAGAAAAGGAAUGUACAGUACUCAGGGAGUUCAAAAGAAUGCACUUAUAAGGGACCAAAUACACCCUAAAUUUGCUAUGAUAAAUAGCAACAAGUUUGUUUGGCUAAAUGAAAUUAGAAAUGAAUAAUGGAUAUUAAAAUGUUUUGUGAAAUGCACCAUGCUGACAUUUAAUGGUAUCUUUGUUUUCUUGUAGUAAUGUUCUUUCAAGUUCUGGAUUGAGAGAGAUGGGAGGACAUGGAGUUACAUUGCAAGUUAGCAGAUUUUAUUUUUUUAAUUAGCAAUAAUUUAGCAAAGCAGAGUUGGUUACUGUAAUCUUUGAUCAAAAGAGAAUUUACACCACCAUAGCUGGAAUGAUAAAGGAUGUCUAAGUCAGAGAUGGCUGGACCAAAUGUUCACAUUCAGUCUUUUGGUGCAGACCACAGCUUGCAGUUAAAUGUAAUUCUUUGCUUAUUAUUUUCCUAUAUUUUUCAAUUUACAAGUACAGAAUUUAAUUUGUUUCACUUAGUAAUUUGAACUACAACCUUUCUGGUAUAAGCCAAGGCUCCAGCCUUUGCCAUGAGAUGUGUGCAGAUGGAUCCCUGCUGCCAGGCGGGGCACCAUUGACUUUUUGAUGGGCCCUGCUCAGGUGCAGGGUUUCUGCCUGUGUAUAUUUUAUUGCAGAAUCAGGGUUCAAGACAAGUUAUCUUAUUUUUACUCCUGUUUUGAUCUUUUUGUUACUUAGCCCAUUUUCUGACAUGUUGUUAUGUGAAUGGGACAGCAAAGAUUAGUAGUCCUGCUGUCUAGGUAGGCUUGUACAAGCCUAUCAUGUGUAAUAUUGAGCAUUUCACCCUGCUACCUAGGGGUGAGCUGGGGAACCAUUGUUGAUCUGGAAAUUUGGUCUUCCAUGAUUUAAGUAUAACAGGCUAAAGAGAGGUUUCAGAGUAACAGCCGUGUUAGUCUGUAUUCGUAAAAAGAAAAGGAGUACUUGUGGCACCUUAGAGACUAACCUCAUGCUCAAAUAAACUGGUUAGUCUCUAAGGUGCCACAAGUACUCCUUUUCUUUUUAGGCUAAAGAGAGAAGGCCAAGAUUUUACAAAAAUGGGUAUCUAAAGUUAUGUUCCUAAAUCUGUAGUUCAGCACCUACGUAAGUGGCCUGAUUUUUCUAAAAUGCUGAGCACCCUGCAGCUCCCUCUAAAGGCAAAGGGAAUGCUGGAUGCUUGGUACUCUUGAAAACAAGGCUAGUUAUUAGGUGCUUAUGCCCCUUAGACCAUAUUUAACUUCAGGCACCCAGUUUUUACAAUCUUGUUUAAGGCCUGUAAUACUAGUUACUUUGUGAAAUUCUAACUUGAACUAAUUAUUGGUUUCAUCUUCAGCUGAUGUGUUGGCUGUAAACAUUUGAGAAUUAUUGGAAUUUGCUUGGUUCAGAAUGUCUGGGAGGCUGGAGAAUGUUUUGUAACAUACAUUUCUACCAUGCUCAUUAUUUCAGUCAAUAAAUAUAUAAUUAAUCCACAUUAUCUUUUACAUUGUGAUGUAGCUUUUGAAAAAAAAUUAAUUUUUGAUAUAGCUUAGAGGGAUGUUUUCUUUUUCACUAAACCAUUUUGUGUGCAUUUGCCUUUAGUACCCAUGCUCCUUUGUCAGUGCUUAAACAAAAACAAACAAAAAAAUCAAGGCUAGUUAAUCAGAGACUUGCAUGUCAUCAUUGAGAUCUUUUGAAUAUGAUUAUUAUAUUAACUCGGGGUUUUUUUUGCCACUUAAAUGUGCCCCUAGUUAAUGAGGAGAAAGGUAAACCCUAACCCUUUAUAGUAAAAUUGCUCAUUUAUCUCCCCCAUUCCUUUUUUUUACUUUUUAAAACUUGGCACACAGCCUGCUUUUAAACAGCAACAGUACUCAACGUUGUAAAAAGGGACAGACAUACUUAGUCCAAUCUCUGUUUCUCAAUUUAAAAAAAAGUUCGUGUUGGGUUCUUGUCUAGCUGUCUGUUUCCUUCCUGGUUCUAGGAGGAACCCUGUUUUCUUAUUAGGGGCCAGAAGCUGCAAAGUGCUGAGCACUUCAUGAAAUGUGCUGAGUACCAUCAGUUCUCAUUGGGAGCCCAGCAUGCUCAAUACCAGGCAAGUUUGCAAAAGAACUCAGUACCUAUUUAAGCACCAAAGUAAGUGGCCAGAUUUUCAAAAUUAAGCCAUUAGCACUGGGUGCGCUGAGCACUUGUGAAAGUCUGGCUGUAUAGAUUCAGCUGGAAGGAGGCAAUUACUGAUUCUGUAGAAAGAGGCAACUACUAUUUCAGAAAGCUCACUAGCCUGAGGGACCUGUGGCAAUUCAAGGCCUGAUGAUUUUGCUGUCUACUUUCGUAUGCUUUAUGCCAUUGGAAAGCUUAAAAUCCCUGCUUUUCAGUGCUAUAUAGCAGUCACUAAUUCCUAGUCCUAGUGGUUUGUGACUUUAACACUCUUGGGGUAUGCCUACAUAGGGAUAAAAGACCCAUAGCAUGGCCGCAGCUAGCCCAGGUCAGCUGACUCGGGGUCAGGCUGCAGGGCUAAAAAUCAUUGUGUAGACAUCUGGGCUCAGGAUGAAGCCCGAGCUCUAGGACCUUCCACUCUAUACAGAGAUUUUUUUUCAGCCCUGGAACCUGAGCCCCGCAAGUCCAAGUCAGUUGAACUGGGCCAGCUGUGAGUUUUUUAUCUCUGCAUAGGCAUAACCUUUGGGCUCUGAGACAUGCAGUCCUGUCAUCUUGCUCUUGGGACCUUCUUUCUGCAGAAGCAAAUGCUGCCUUUUUACUGAUAAUAUAAUAAUCAUCCACAUCCAAGAUGGAGCUUCUUCCUACACUCAGGAAGCAAAGGAUAAAAUUAAAUGUACAAAUUAAAUUAGGUUAAAAACCAUACAUUACCAAUACUGGUCUUUAACUCAACGUGACCACUUCGUAAAGUGCGGGUUGGCUUGAGGGUAUAUCAUCAGCUGCUUUUUCUGAAAUACACAAUUCUGCACCUUAUGUCUUUUGUUUCAUAAAGGACUAACUGAAGAAAAAUCAUGCAUUUUUAAAAUGGGGAUGUCAUUGACAGGAAUGUUUUGCCUUUAUUGAAAUAUUUUUUUCUUGACAAAAAAAAUAGGGAAUUGGGCUUCAAUUCUUCAGACAUAGGCAUGUUUUUAGCUUUACAUAGAUGAGUAGUCCAUUGAAGUAAAAUUAAAAGCUAUGCCAACUAUUUAAAAGUCUAUUCACAUGUCAAGUUAAGCGUGUGCCAAAAUGUCGGUAGGAUUGGAGCCUUAGAGAGAAUUUACUUUCCCUCUACCUCUGUCCAAUAUAGUACCUUGUGAAUUUAUUCUAGUAAGCAUGUUAUGUCACAGUUAAAACACUCAAGUUGUAUGGAAAGGGUAAAGGAGGAAACACAAAAGGAAAGAUAUGUUAGCUAUUUAAAACUAAGUUUUCCAAUGUUUUAUAAGUAACAGUUUGAGAUUUUAAUGUUUGUAAGACAAUCUGAAAAAGUUUAAAAUAAACACUAGUGACUACUUUUGUUAUGGCAUCUGUAUUUUAUUUUUCUUGGAUUGCUAAAUCUACAGUUUCAGCAUGUGUAAGCUGUUAAAACAAGUACACACUACAUUUGAAGUAAAACUAAAAAAAUUAUGCUGAUGGCAUCUGUAAUCUUAACAAAAUAUAGUACUGUUAAACAGGUGGCAGAAAAAUAGACUGCUGAGCACAGCUUCCCUGGACUUCCCCUCUCCCCAAAUUUCAGCACAUGUUUCUGUGCUUUUUAAAAAAGUUUGCAGUACCAAAUUCAAAUAAUAUUUAGAUUAUAAUUGAGUUGGUAGCUGGGGGAAAACCACUUUCUACUUGCAAGUGAUAUUCCUUAUAUAGCGCAUGGGGGAAAGAAAGGUUGGUGUAAACAUAAAAAAUGAAAUGUUACAUAGAACUGCAGUAAUAGCUAUACUUUUAUAGAAGGUUUUUAUUUCCUCAGUGAACCCUCCUAACUAACAUUUAAUGCAGGUCAUGGGAAUAGAUGGAGGGAAUAGCAAACCUCCCAGUCUGAUUUUCUCUUUUCCUAUGUAUUAUUUUGCAGAGCUUUAAAAAAUGAAUUCUCAUAAAUUGAAGAAUGUAAUUUCACUGUAGUUUCAUAACUUUCCAGUCCUGUAUGAGAUGGUUGUGUUUUGAAAAGAAUGUUUCCAGUAAGUUGAUGGAAAAAGUUAUUUGCGAGUUCUUCUGUGUGUGCUGUAGCAAUUGGAAGUAGUCUGCCUGUUUAAAAACAAAUAUAGAGAGUUUUUAUGUACAUUUUUGGUUAAUUGUCUAAUAUUCACCCCAAGGCUGCUAUAAAAUUCUUAGAAUAAUUUAAGGUUUGCCUUUUAUAACUAUUUUAAAAAGCCUUUGGUUUUUGGCAGAAGUUAACUUUUCCUAGCUAUGGAUACAAUAUGUUCAGACGUGUAUGUGCUCUGUUCUGUUUUUAAACUGAAAAAAUGUACAAACUGUGUAUAAGAAAAGUGUAAAUAAAAUAUUUUUCAUCUUUAA